AUGACGACAUUGAUACGUAACACCAGGACGGUAUAUAUUGGAAUUCGUUCUUUUAGACCAUACCAUUCACUAGUGGAACGCAUCAGAUCGGAGGUUCAAGCUCAUCCGAUUUAUAUUGUCUGUUUACCUAUCACGACCAAGAAAUCAUUCUUCUUCUGCCAGUAUACUCCUAAGGUUCUCCCUGAUGGCAAGGAAGGGCUGGACACAAAACUAGUCAAUUGGGCGGCGAAAGCAUGGCAUAAACUCGAGAGGUCCGAAAACAGAUUCAACAAAUCAAUUGUUUCUGUUAUACAUCGCCUUCUGAACGAAAUACCGUGGAUGGAGACGUGCUUCAGAUCCAUACCGUCGCAAACCAAAAUCACUAGAUAUCUUAAAGAUUACCAGAAACCAGACGAGAAGACAGAAAGGACAUCGGACCAGGAUCGCAAAGUGCAUCCAGGACUGGUGACCCAAUUAGACAUUUCUCCCGAGGAAUUAGAGCAAAUCCCUUUAUACUACCCGUCGUUAUUGCUCUCUAGCGAGCAAAUCACUAAGGAGCUUCGAUCAGAGAUCCAAAAAGGUCACGAGUACCAUAAAAAGUACUUGUUUGUGAAUCUCUUAUUGCUGCCGCUAACCAUUCCUUUUGCAUUGAUACCAGUGAUACCCAACGUUCCUGGAUUUUACCUUGCUUAUCGAUCGUACUGUCAUUUGACGGCAUUGAAUGGGGUGAAGCAUCUACGUUUUUUGUUGGACCUGAAAGGCGGCGAAGAGCAUCAUCUUCAGAUGAUUGGUUUACAAGACGCACACGAUCUUUUCAUUGAGUCCAAAGAUGAGAGUACAAGAAUCAGUGUGCUUGAACACAUAAAGAAGGGAGAUUUGAAAGAAAAGCUACUUCUCGAUGAAGGCUCUAUUACCAACAUUUGCAAGGCUUUUGGAAUUGAGAAGUUUGAGCCCAAUCUGCAUGUCGCGUUGUAUCAGGAACGCAAAAGGCUGAGCCGGGAAGGCCUUGAGCGCUCUAGAGACUAG
This is a messenger RNA of Ogataea haglerorum, 1005 nucleotides long. RefSeq lists its product as uncharacterized. NCBI's taxonomy places the organism in Eukaryota, Fungi, Ascomycota, Pichiomycetes, Pichiales, Pichiaceae. Gene Ontology annotation, cellular component: mitochondrial inner membrane. The coding region runs from base 1 to 1005 and encodes 334 amino acids. Gene Ontology annotation, biological process: potassium ion transport; proton transmembrane transport. The record is from RefSeq and is a predicted model, not a curated record. The transcript has a single exon.